AUGUCCCAAGCCCACCGACCCACCUGGAACCCUACCCAAGGGCGCGAAACCAAAGCCGGCUCCCAGCAGAUAUCCAAGCACUCGGCCGCAUCGCACACCAAGCUCAAGUUCCGUCAACCGGGGCAGACGUCCGCUUCGGACGUGGCCAGGCGGGAUCUCCGCGCGGAGCUCGCAGAGGCAGAACGGAUCGCAGCCGAGAAGAAGCGGAAAGCGGCGGGUCUGCCCGCUUUGCAGGCGCCGGCAGGGGCGUUGAGGAUCGAUGAGGGGGAAGAAGAGGAGAGGGUGAAGAGGCGGAAGGUGCUUGAGGAGGCGCUGCAGGCUGAUCGGGAUGAUGAUGAUGACGAUGAAGACGAGGUGGAGGUGCUCGGAGAGGGAGAUAAGGGGAAGGGAAAGGCCACGGUGCAGGAUGCGGAUGAUAGUGAUGAGGAAGAGGAGGAUGACGACGACGAUGACUCGGACGACGAAGACGACACGGCUGCUCUGAUGGCUGAGCUGGCCAAGAUCAAGCAGGAGCGAGCAGAGGAGAAGGCCCGAAUAGACGCCGAAACCUCCGCCGCCUCCGCCGCCUCCCGCGAAGCCGAAAUAGCCACCGGCAACCCCCUCCUCAACCUCCAAGCCGCCCUCGGCCAGACCCCCGCCCCUUCGACACCCGGCACCCCCGCGUCCUCGUUUGGCGGAUCGACCUCUGGCGGCUUCGCCGUCAAGAGGAGAUGGGAUGACGAUCUGAUCUUCAAGAAUCAGGCCGCGGGGAUGGACGAUAAGCCCAAGAAGGGGGAGUUUGUGAAUGAUUUGUUGAGGAGCGAGUUCCACAAGAAGUUUAUGCUCAAGUGA
Dioszegia hungarica is the source of this 831-nucleotide messenger RNA. Its product is annotated as Pre-mRNA-splicing factor Cwf15/Cwc15. Gene Ontology annotation, biological process: mRNA cis splicing, via spliceosome. The transcript is spliced from 3 exons. Lineage: Eukaryota; Fungi; Basidiomycota; Tremellomycetes; Tremellales; Bulleribasidiaceae. Gene Ontology annotation, cellular component: catalytic step 2 spliceosome. Gene Ontology annotation, molecular function: RNA binding. Bases 1 to 831 code for a protein of 276 amino acids. The record is from RefSeq and is a predicted model, not a curated record.